Drosophila ananassae is the source of this 869-nucleotide messenger RNA. RefSeq lists its product as uncharacterized. The record is from RefSeq and is a predicted model, not a curated record. The coding region runs from base 229 to 723 and encodes 164 amino acids. Lineage: Eukaryota; Metazoa; Arthropoda; Insecta; Diptera; Drosophilidae. The transcript has 2 exons.
AUAGUAUCACAGUAAUCCUAGAUUCAAGUUUCUAAAAACAUUGUUAAAAUGUUAAAGGUUUCUUCAUAAAAUUUGGUUCAUUUCCCAUUUUCGUAGCCUUUCGACAAUCAAACUGAAAUUGGAUUCCGCCGCGGCUCUUGUGGAUCUGGCCCCUUGACACCCCCCUUCUGAGGUCCUGCAGAUAUUAUCCAUAAGCAUCCACUGAACCCCUGGUCUAAGCAGUUUGCAAUGGAAGUGACAACCGCCCAAUGCACGUCCUUCGCCGUCCUGUAUCUGUUGCUUCUGGCCACCAUGGUGCGCCCUAAGAUGAACUUCACCGUGUACGUGGACACCUUCUUCUUCCGAGCCCACUACUCGGCCAUCAUGAUGCUGGGCUAUCGGUUCGACAUCUUUAUGGCCGUGGUGGGCGCUCCUCUGAGCGCCGCCACCGUCUACGCUGUGUCCAAGUGGAAGGAGGUGGAGGCGAGCGAGAAUCCGGCCAACCAGAAGAUGAUCAUCACGGCGGUGGUCAGUCUAUAUGUCAUAGUCCUGGUGUCGAAUGUAAUGGUCAAUGGGAUGGCGUUGCAGCAGGCGCUCAUCCACUUCGGCCAGUGUCCUCGGAAGGCGUGGCGCAUGUACGCCCAGAUGGCGGCUUCCGUUUUCCAGACUAUGGGUUCGGAUAUACAGGCCGCGAUCACCACGAAAAAGAUCCAUAAGCCGCGGCUCGUCUAUCGUCUGCACUGAACGUGUUGUAGUUUCUGAAAAACUCCGUUCAAGAUGAAUCCAUUUAAUUUUCAGUAGUCAAAUUACCUGUUUCUAUCCUAUACCGCUAUCCUAUACCCCAAAAAUCCUGUCAAUAGCUAAAUAAAUUUUGAGUCUAAAGUGAAAUA